Messenger RNA from Prunus armeniaca (apricot), 1185 nucleotides. The record is from the annotation of a GenBank genome assembly. Lineage: Eukaryota; Viridiplantae; Streptophyta; Magnoliopsida; Rosales; Rosaceae.
AUGAUGCUGUGUCGUGCCCUUCGUCCCAAAAAUCUUCCUUUGCUCUUCCACAAGCCCAAAGUGAAUCCAUGUGAACUCUGGGGAGCUCCAUUUGGAUCCCUUUUCUCCACACACAUUGUCAGUGACAAGCCGAUUCUUGUUCGUGAUUUCAUUCAUUCUGCAUUAUACGAUCCGAAACAUGGGUAUUUCUCUCAAAGAUCGAAAUCGGUUGGAGUGCUUCCCAGAGCAAUUAAGUUCAAUCAGCUUGAGGGUAGGAAAGGUUAUAUGAAAUACUUGGAUAAAAUUUACAAAGAAAGUGAGGUAUCAUGGUUUACUCCUGUGGAAAUUUUUAAGCCUUGGUAUGCGCAUGGGAUUGCUGAAGCCAUAAUGCGUACUGCUAACCUUUCAGUUCCCCUAAAGAUAUAUGAAAUUGGUGGUGGAUCAGGAACUUGUGCAAAGGGAAUUAUGGAUUACAUCAUGCUGAAUGCACCGCCAAGAGUUUACAACAAUAUGACUUACAUCUCAGUUGAAGUCAGUCCCUCGCUGGCUGAGAUACAAAGAGAAACUGUUGGAGAAGUCUGUAGUCACUUAUCAAAGUUUCGAGUAGAAUGUCGUGAUGCUACUGACCGGAGUGGAUGGGGAGAUGCGGAGCAACAACCAUGUUGGGUAAUAAUGCUUGAGGUACUUGAUAAUCUUCCACAUGAUCUUAUCUACUCAGAAAAUCAAGUUUCCCCAUGGAUGGAAGUAUGGGUAGAGAAGCAACAGGAUAGGGAAACACUGUCUGAAUUGUAUAAGCCAUUGCAAGACUCACUAAUUAAACGAUGCGUUGAGAUCAUCGAUUUGGACAAAAAACAUGAUUCUCAAAGCAGUGCAAUACUAAAAGCAAAAAGUGUUUGGUCUAAAGUCUUUCCAAAGCCUCAAAGAUGUUGGCUGCCAACUGGUUGCUUGAAACUGCUUGAAGUUUUGCAUGAGGUGCUACCAAAGAUGUCUUUAAUCGCUUCAGACUUUAGUUACCUACCUGACGUAAGAAUACUUGGUGAAAGAGCUCCAUUGGUUUCAACCAAGAAAGAUGGCAGCAGCUCAGAUUAUAGCAGUUAUCUAGAUGCAAGGAUCAUCCUUGCAAAAAGUCAAACAAAUCGGAAACCGUUUCGACAUCCAAUUGUGUCCUACAAAAUCAAUGAACACGGUGCUUCAAAAAAGUACUAA